CUAUGCUGUCACAAAUAGCCUUUUUGCUGGUCAUGUCCUUGACCUUGGUUCAUGGAGUGUUUUAUGCCGAGAGAUACCAAACGCCCACAGGCAUAAAGGGCCCGCUUCCCAACACCAGGACACAGUACUUCAUCCCAUAUGCCAUAAAGAGUAAAGGAAUCCCGGUAAGAGGAGAUCAAGGUGUUCCCGGUCCACCAGGCCCAGCUGGACCCCGAGGACACCCAGGUCCCUCAGGACCUCCAGGAAAGCCAGGUUAUGGAAGCCCCGGGCUCCAAGGAGAGCCAGGGUUGCCAGGACCACCAGGAAUAUCAGCCACUGGGAAGCCAGGCCUGCCAGGUGUGCCGGGCAAACCAGGGGAGAGAGGACCACUUGGACACAAGGGAGAUAUUGGACCUGCUGGCUUACCAGGCCCUCGGGGCCCUCCAGGACCACCUGGAAUCCCCGGCCCCGCUGGAAUUUCUGUGUCAGGAAAACCUGGACAGCAGGGACCUACAGGUGCCCCAGGACCCAGGGGCUUUCCUGGAGAAAAGGGGGCACGAGGAGCCCCUGGUGUGAAUGGACAGAAAGGGGAAACAGGAUAUGGUGCUCCUGGCCGUCCAGGUGAGAGGGGUCUUCCAGGCCCUCAGGGUCCCGUAGGACCUCCUGGCCCUCCUGGAAUUGGAAGAAGAGGUGAAAAUGGUAUUCCAGGACAGCCAGGCAUCAAAGGUGAUCGGGGUUUCCCUGGAGAAAGAGGACCAUCAGGUCCACCGGGUCCCCAAGGUCCUCCUGGGAAACAAGGACAGGAAGGUAUUGGGAAGCCAGGAGCUGCUGGAGCCCCUGGUCAGCCAGGUAUCCCAGGAGAAAAAGGUCACCCAGGAGCUCCAGGAAUAGCUGGACCUCCAGGAGCUCCAGGCUUUGGAAAGCCAGGCUUGCCAGGAUUGAGAGGACAAAGGGGACCUGUUGGUCUUCCUGGGGCCCCAGGAGCCAAAGGUGAACAAGGGCCAGCGGGUCAUCCUGGGGAGGUGGGUUUGACUGGAUCUCCUGGGAAUAUGGGACCCCAAGGACCUAAAGGAAUCCCAGGGAACCAUGGUAUCCCAGGUGCUAAAGGUGAGACAGGUCCAGUUGGGCCUGUAGGACCACCUGGGGCUAGAGGAGCAAAGGGUCCCCCUGGGGUAGAUGGAAAAACAGGGUACCCUGGGGAGCCAGGUCUGAAUGGUCCUAAGGGCAACCCAGGGUUACCGGGCCCAAAAGGCGAUCCUGGAGAGGGAGGACCCCCUGGUCUCCAAGGUCCUAUUGGCCCUGCAGGACCUAAGGGCGUGCCUGGACACAAUGGUGAGGCAGGUCCAAGAGGUGAACCUGGAAGACCAGGUGGCAGGGGCCCCAUUGGGCCACCAGGUAUCCCAGGAUUCCCUGGGGCUAAGGGUGCCCCUGGAAACCCAGGUCCUCCUGGCCCAGCUGGCAUAGCAACUAAGGGCCUCACUGGGCCCACUGGUCCUCCAGGUCCCCCUGGUCCAAAAGGACACAGUGGAGAGCCUGGUCUCCCAGGUCCCCCAGGUCCCCCAGGACCCCCUGGCCAAGGAGUCAUGCCUGAUGGCUUCAUAAAGGCAGGCCAAAGGCCUCUUGUCAGUGCUAACCAGGGAGUAACAGGAAUGCCUGUGUCUGCUUUUACUGUUGUCCUCUCCAAAGCUUACCCAGCAGUAGGUGCCCCCAUCCCAUUUGAUGAGAUUUUGUACAACAGGCAGCAGCAUUAUGACCCAAGAACUGGAAUCUUUACCUGUAAGAUCCCAGGAAUAUACUACUUCUCCUACCACGUGCACGUGAAGGGGACUCACGUUUGGGUAGGGCUGUAUAAGAACGGCACACCCACAAUGUACACAUACGACGAGUACAGCAAGGGCUACCUGGACCAGGCUUCAGGGAGCGCAAUCAUGGAGCUCACAGAAAACGACCAGGUGUGGCUCCAGCUGCCCAAUGCAGAGUCAAACGGCCUCUACUCCUCUGAAUAUGUCCACUCCUCCUUCUCAGGAUUCCUAGUGGCUCCCAUGUGAGCACGCAAUACCAAGCUCUUCUAAACGCUCUGCUUGGAAAGGCUUUCCCCCAACUUCAUCGCACCCACCCUGGAGAUGCAUGUGGAGGUCGGCUAAAAGUAAGGUGAGCACCUUGAAUCUUCUAAAAUGCACUCCGAGACCACAUUUCCUCUGUAACGUGAGCACCAAGGUGACUACGUGCGGCCUCUCCUGAGCACCCAGCAGUUGUAAAGCCCUGGGGGGUUUCUGGGAAUUCCCUUAAUAUUUAAAAAUUUUACUGUAAGUUAAAAAAACUAUCACAAAAACAGAAAUAAGGUUCUAACUCACCAUACAUUUCAUUUCAGAAAUGCAGCAUUUCUUUUUUAAAAAGCCUGUUUUUAAUAAUUAACAUGAAAAUGUCUAAGAAACAUGCAGGAAGUAUCCCAUAAUGUUGUAUUAUUUAAAUACUUGAAUAUUCAAAUUUAAAAGACACUGUAUACCCUAGGAUAUUUCUGAUGGUGCAUCACUCUAUGGCUCAUGUAGCCCCUUUCAUCAAGAUAAAUUAAAAUGCACAUGUGCAUACACACUGGUUCAAGCUCUUAUGAGAAACCAAAAUACUGUAUUACAAUUACUUUGAAUUACAAGGUGCUUUGUCACAAACCUUUUCAAGCUUUCCUGCAACUGAAGAAAGUCCACAUACCUGGUGCAACUUGGAAGCAGGUGUCUGACCUAGUCUUAAGUUUGUCACACAGUGUGAACACUGAAUUAAUUCUGCUGCGUCUUUAUAAUAGGAUGUUAUGGGCUUACAGAACAUUAGCACAGACUGCUUUCCAUUCCAGUGAAAGUAAAGUUAACAUUAAAGAUUUCAAAAUCAGAUAGAAACGAAAAGACAUUAUUUAUUUAUGCUCUGUACUGUAUUUUUAUAUUACUGUUUAAAACUGUUAAGCUGUACCUCACUUAUUAAAGCAUGGAGUAUUUAAUCUACUUGUUAUUACAAAGCAAUAAAAUGACAUGAAUAGAUCUUGCUUUCUAUGCUUGAAUUUAUUUCCAAGCAACAG
This is a messenger RNA of Microtus ochrogaster (prairie vole), 3043 nucleotides long. RefSeq names its product collagen type X alpha 1 chain (gene Col10a1). The record is from RefSeq and is a predicted model, not a curated record. Gene Ontology annotation, molecular function: protein binding. NCBI's taxonomy places the organism in Eukaryota, Metazoa, Chordata, Mammalia, Rodentia, Cricetidae.